Perkinsus marinus ATCC 50983 is the source of this 1467-nucleotide messenger RNA. Its product is annotated as cathepsin L, putative. Gene Ontology annotation, cellular component: lysosome. The transcript is spliced from 8 exons. The record is from RefSeq and is a predicted model, not a curated record. The coding region runs from base 1 to 870 and encodes 289 amino acids. NCBI's taxonomy places the organism in Eukaryota, Perkinsozoa, Perkinsida, Perkinsidae. Gene Ontology annotation, molecular function: cysteine-type endopeptidase activity.
AUGUCUUCCAUCCUGACGGUUCUACUCGCGUUUUUGCCUUUGUACGAGUCUCUGGAUGUCGACACGGCCGGCUUAGCUUUCCUUGGUUUCCAAAAAAAGUAUGGCAAGAGCUACGAGAGUGGGGAAGAGGAGAUCAAGAGGGCCGCAAUUUUCCAGGAUAACCUGGAUUACAUUCAGAAAGUCAACGCCCAGAAUUUGUCGUACAAAUUGGCAGUCAACGAGUUCGCGGAUCUCACUUUCGAGGAGUUUGCUGCUGUUAGGCUCAGUUCAAUCGAAACGCAUGGGGAGAUGGAGAGAGAUGGAUUUGUUGAUGAGUCUGGAACUGACCCUACUCUCCCGUCCUCGGUUGAUUGGAGAGACAAGAAUGUACUCACUCCGGUCAAGGAUCAAGGAAAUUGUGGCAGCUGUUGGGCAUUUGCUGUGACCGGUGCUCUCGAAGCGAAGCAUGCUAUCGCUACUGGUGAACUGUUGUCCUUUUCCGAACAACAGCUCGUGGAUUGCAGCCGGUCAUAUGGGAAUCAUGGUUGCCAAGGAGGAUUACCCCGCUUCGCCUAUAACUACAUAAGAGACCAUGGAAUCGACCAAGAGUCGACCUAUCCUUACAAUAUCUGGAGCGAGUCUUGCAAUCAGUCGCUCGAGAAAAGAGCCGACGGACUCCCAGUCGGAGAAGUAACUGGCUACAAAUACCUACCCCAAACGGACAAGGCACUGAUGGGAGCGCUGGUGGCUGCUCCUGUUUCUCUGGGCAUGGUUGCGGAAUCAUCUCUUCAAUUCUAUCAUUCCGGAGUAUACUCAUCCCCCAUGUGUCAUGGUCAACUGAAUCAUGGCGUUGUGGCUGUUGGUUAUGGAGCUGAUGAAGGACAAGAGUAAGAGCUGACAUUUCCAAUUUUUCUGUCAGAUGCGAUUGACUUUAUCACUCGGUGCGAGAGCCUCGGUUGCUAACAGCGUGGUAUAUCUAAUAGAUUUGGAUACUCGCCGCUCAGUUACUACAUCAUUAGAAACUCCUGGGGUCGUUCUUGGGGUCAAGACGGUUACUUUAUUUGCUGCGGGGAGGCGGUGGUUAUGGUGAGCAUUGACGUCCAUGAUGGCAUCAGCAAUGUAAUCACUCCUAGGUGAAUGCGACAUACUCAAACAAAUGUCUGUUGCGACAAUGAAGUCCAGAUGAAUCUGCUAGUUGCUGACGAUGAAUCGCGCGAGAACAAAAGUCAGAUUAUCAUAUUAUGAUCUUUGCGAGCUUUCAUCUCCAUAAAUUAUCAUGAAAAAGUUCUGAAGAAACGAUUGUUGUGGAUUGCUACUCAAACUAGAUGGCGUUCUUCAGCGCACCGCACUUUGUUUCAGUAUUUUUAGAAUACUAGGCGUUGGAGGUUGCACAUUGCGCAGUGCACCGUGGCUUCUGUUUCCAAACAAAAGCUGUCAACACAUAAGCUCUGAAGCUCAUCGAUUCCAUAAUCUCACCAUCGGUUUUCA